AUGUCGAGGUCCGCGUCCCGCGCCGAGGGCAGGACCAUGGCGCCGCACGACGACGAGGAGGAGCCGGUCCAGCCCGCUAAGACGCUCGCCGCGGAGGACGGCUUCAUGUGCGUUGCGCUGUGCAUGCUCUUCCCGGCGGGCUUCUCCAAGAGGAAGCCCGCUGCCACCUUCGCCGGCACCACAACAGCUGGCACUGCCGUGUCGUCGAGCAUGCAGAGGCAGCAGUCGGGCUUGAGGCCUCGCCGCAGCAGCGCGUCUCGGGUGGCGUCGCUGGAGAGGUUCGAGUGCGGGUCGUGGAGCCCUCCUCCUCCGCCACCGCCGCCCGUGGACGCCGUCGACUGCCACGCGACGGAGGUAGCCAAGAUUAGCUGCGCGGACGACGCGGAGGCGCCGGUCAAGAUAGCGUUCGUGUUCGACGGCGAACCACCCGCGGCGACGAGGGGAAUACUGAAGAACUCGGCGUCAUCACGGCUCGACUCGGCCAGGCCGUCGACGUCGUCUCAGAGGCACGUGAGGUUCUCGACGGCGGUGGCGGCGGAUGCGUCGUCGUCGUGCCCAUCGUCGCCGUGCAUCACGCCGCGUCUGGCGAUGGCCAGGGCGGAGUUCCAUGCGUUCUUGGAGGUGCAGAGCGCAUAG
Miscanthus lutarioriparius is the source of this 636-nucleotide messenger RNA. Lineage: Eukaryota; Viridiplantae; Streptophyta; Magnoliopsida; Poales; Poaceae. The record is from the annotation of a GenBank genome assembly.